UCUGGAAAUUAUAAACCAGCAAGGACUCUCACCAGAGCCCUUUUUUUUGCGUUCGUAAGCUUAUGCUACGUUACUUGGUCUACUAUUAUUUAGCUCGCGGUCAAUGUCCCGAUCUUAUACAUACGGUCGUCUACUUUACUGUUCCAUAGCCGAUCAUUCGAAUUAUAGUACCGUGGUAAACCUUACAGUGCGCGGUUCCCAUGCCCACCACCUGUUUGACGAAGUGCCCAAUAGAGACCUCUAUUUGCUCAACACUCAACUCACCUCCUACCUCCGUAACGGCAACCCUCGUGCAACAUGGGAUCUCUUUCGCCGCAUUCACUGCGAAUAUACUGCGCUUACUGCCUAUACUUUCACACCAGUUCUUGGUGCGUGCUCUGCUUUGCCCGGCUCUGAGCGUGGUAGGCAAGUUCAUGGUUUAAUGGUCAAGACGGGUGCAGAAUCAGGACCCGUUAAAACUACCCUCUUGGACAUGUACUCCAAGUAUGGCUAUUUGGAUGACUCGGUUAGGGUGUUUGAAGAGAUACAGGAUAGGGAUGUUGUGGCGUGGAACACUAUGCUUUCUAGUUGUUUGCGUAAUGGGUUUGCUGAAAAAGCUCUUGGUGUUUUUGCAGCAAUGAGGAGGGGAGGAAUGAAGUUUAGCGAGUUUACGUUAUGUUCCGUGCUUAAAGCUUGUGCUUCAUUAAAGGCUGUUCGACCUGGUAAGCAGGUGCAUGGUUUAGUGGUCGUGAUGGGCCGUGAUUUGGUGAUUUUGGGAACUGCUCUUAUUGACUUGUACUCAACUGUUGAGUGUGUAGGUGAGGCCAUAAAAGUGUUUUCCAGUUUAGGUUGGGGGAAAGAUGAUGCAAUGCACAAUUCUUUAAUUUCUGGGUGUGUUCGGAAUCGAAAGUAUAAAGAGGCUUUUUCAGUUAUGAGUAGAAUGAAGCCAAAUGUUGUUGCGCUUACUAGUGCUCUCUCUGCCUGCGCAGAAAAUUCAGAUUUGUGGAUUGGGAAGCAAAUUCAUUGUGUCGCAAUACGUUUUAGGCUCAUUUCUGAUACUCAAUUAUGCAAUGUUAUACUGGAUAUGUAUGCAAAAUGUGGAAAGAUCUUGAGCGCCCGAUUGCUGUUUGACACAAUUUGUUACAAAGAUGUAGUUUCUUGGACAACCAUGAUAGAUGCCUAUGGAAGUCAUGGUCAUGGGCAUGAAGCUCUUGAGCUGUUCAAGAAGAUGGGAGAAGGAGAUGCAGUAUUGCCAAACGCUGUGACAUUUCUUGUUAUUUUGUCAGCCUGUGGGCAUUCUGGACUGGUGGAUCAAGGCCAAGAAUGUUUUGAUUCCAUGAAGAUGAGUGGCCUGGAACCAGGGCCUGAGCAUUAUGCAUGCUUAAUAGAUAUCUUAGGCAGGGCUGGUCUUAUAGAAGGCGUAUGGCGUUUGUACCAUGAUAUGGUUAAGGAUGGUGUUAAACCAGCAGCUGAAGUGUGGACGGCACUCUUGAAUUCUUGCACUCUUAACUUGGAUAUCUCAAGGGGUGAAUUUGCCGCAAAACAUCUCCUGGAAUUAGAGCCAAACAAGCCUGGAAAUUAUGUGCUACUUUCAAACUUUUAUGCGGCUGCGGGAAAAUGGGAUUCUGUGAACACCCUGAGAGACGUUAUGAAGAAGAAAUGGCUGGUUAAGGAAGUAGGGAGUAGCUGGGUUACCACUACUCACGGCCACAAAGAUGCCUCUAAAGUACAAAUUUUCCAACACUGAAUUAGUAAGAAAUACUUUUCAGAUAUACGGCGCUAUUCCAUACAAUGCACUUGUGUAACAAAAUACUUCUGCUGGUUAGAAACUACAGGUGACAGAUGAAUUCAAUGCUUUUUCAGUAAGUCCUGGCCCUCAAGUGCAAUUGGCAUAUUUGAUUUGUUGCACUGGCUAUCUUGUGCUUUCUCGGUGACUCGACUUUGCCUGGCAGCUCAAAUAAUUUUUUGUUAAGACGUCAAUAGCUGGAUAAAACCAGCAGGGGUGCUGCGAUUUGUGCUCAAAUCACUUGCAUUCUGGUUAGUGAAGGACUAGCUGAAGAUUGUUCAUCCUCUCAAUAGCACUUGGCAUUGGCAAUGGUGAAUCAAUUUCAUUUACAGAAGUCUGCAACAUGAGAGACCUUGGCUGUUAUCAGGAGCCAAAUGCUGUCAUUUUGAGGUUUGAUCUUUUAUCUAUCUUUCAUAAUCUGAGGGAAUGUGAGUUUAUCCAAAGAGGUAAUGUCACUCGAUUAGUCUUUUAAAUUUGUAUUUUAGUUGCUUAUCAAAAAAAAAUUGUAUUUUAGUUACCAUUCUACUCAUAAAAAGGUCAAAAGAGGGCGGCCUUGAAAUGGAUCAUUAGAUUGUAUUGUUGUAUUUCCAAAGGCUAAGAAAUAAAAUUCCAGAACCUGAAUUUGAAA
Messenger RNA from Tripterygium wilfordii, 2393 nucleotides. RefSeq names its product pentatricopeptide repeat-containing protein At5g66500, mitochondrial-like. The coding region runs from base 104 to 1726 and encodes 540 amino acids. Gene Ontology annotation, molecular function: RNA binding; protein binding. The transcript has a single exon. Gene Ontology annotation, biological process: RNA modification. Lineage: Eukaryota; Viridiplantae; Streptophyta; Magnoliopsida; Celastrales; Celastraceae. The record is from RefSeq and is a predicted model, not a curated record.